AUGUUCAACAGAUGUGCAAAAAUACAUCUGAGACAAGCUCAGUUGUCUGUUACCAGGGCAGAAAAUAAAACUGUAGGUAUAGACUGUGAGGCUUCUGGCAUUCAGAACUUCAGGAGUGCUGUUAUACACUGGUAUCGACACAGACCUGGAGAAGUUCCACAGCAGAUUUUGUACAUCUCAUCCUCACAACCUGUCUUUGACAAAAUCUCCAAUGAGAACAAGUUUAAUUGUGAAAAGAAGCCUGACCAGCCCAUCUCUACCCUAGUAGUAAAUGAAAUAGCUCCUAAUGAUGGAGCUACCUAUUACUGUGCCUACUGGGAUCGCACAGUGUUAGAAAGCCAUAGACAGCCUGCUCAACUGAAGCCAGUGAGAAUGUUACUGGUGCAGGUGCUUAUUGUGGCUUCAGUUUGGUCAUAUGGAGCUGCACAAGUACAACUGACACAAGAUCAGCUAUCCAUCACAAGGAAACCAACUAAAACACAGCAGGUUCAUAAUAACUUAGUGAGAAUGUUACUAUUGCAAGUUUUUCUUCUUGCUUCAGUACUUUGGUCUUAUGGAGAGGCCCAAGUACUGGUACAAUCUCAACUAUCCAUCACCAAAGCAGAAGAUAGAACUGCACGAAUUGACUGUCAUGUUUCUGGCAUAACCCUGAGUAAUGCUUAUAUACACUGGUAUCGACAGAGACCUGAUGCAGCUCUGGAACGGAUUCUCUAUUUUUCAUCAGGAACACCUGUCUUUGACCAGGAUUCUGGGAAGGAAAAGUUUGAGGCAGAUAAGCAGCUCUCCAAGUCGACCUGUAUCCUGACAGUAAAGAAAACAACAACGAGUGAUUCAGCUACCUACUACUGUGCCGCUUGGGAUCACACAGCAUUAAAAAACUAUUCGCAUUCUGUACAAAAACUUACUUUGUAUUCUCAGCUACACACUUUCAAAUAUAUGAAACCACAGCUACCUCCUAAUCCUGCUUCUUAUGAUAGAACCAGACACAGAAACCCCUUACUGGUUUCUGCAACCAGAGUUUAAAGCAACAGAACUGUUGCUCUCACAAAUUUUGCAAACUAGAUCCCACCUGUGUCUGCCAAACAAACAAUAAGACCACGUAGUUGCACAGGACAGCUACAUAUUCCAGAGCACACAAAACUAGACUAGCAAUGUUACAACACAUGUUGACAUUAGCAGAGCAGAAA
Molecule: messenger RNA, 1187 nt
Organism: Gopherus flavomarginatus (Mexican gopher tortoise)
Lineage: Eukaryota; Metazoa; Chordata; Testudines; Testudinidae
Exons: 6
Coding region: 1-1023 (340 amino acids)
Source: RefSeq, a predicted model, not a curated record